Molecule: messenger RNA, 983 nt
Organism: Megalobrama amblycephala (Wuchang bream)
Lineage: Eukaryota; Metazoa; Chordata; Actinopteri; Cypriniformes; Xenocyprididae
Exons: 3
Coding region: 208-891 (227 amino acids)
Source: RefSeq, a predicted model, not a curated record
CUAUAACAAAUAAUUCAAGGAAGAAUAGAAAACAAGCCUUUUCUCUUUGAGGUUCACGCGCAUUCGAAAGCGUCACUCAGGAUAGAAUGUGAUGACGUCAUAAUGAAAUAGAACGUCGUGUGCGCUAAUAUAAUCUUAACACCGCCAAGAGUGUCAAACCAUAUCCUCAGUUUUCUCAGUUUUCUCAUUGCUGAUGCUGUUCGUAUUAUGGAGUUACCCGAGUCAACUAUGGCACUGAAGAGAAAACAUAGUUCUAGCGCUCAGGUGUACGACUCUUACCGCAGCAUCUCCUCAACUUUCAGCACCGAUGCGGCUAAAAACCAUCAGCCCGUUAGUGUUGUUGAGGAAAAUGAGAUGCCAUUGAGAAAGAGGAGGAGGUUGGAUAGUUUUGAGAAGCCGCCCGCUCUUCAUUUUUGUGAAUGGAGCGGCAACUCAGACCAAGAUACCGCUGCGAAAAGUGCUGAGGAUCAGAAUUCUCUACAGUACAGCGCCUGUGCUUUAGAUGAUGAUGGUCUUCAGAAAACUCUUUCCAGUGGUCUUGAACCCAAGCGGACAUCUUUUAACAUUGGCAGAAAGAGAAAACGAAGUUCUCACAGUGUUCAGGUGUACGACUCCCAUCAGAGCACUUCCUCAACAUCCAGCACUGAUGCGGCUGAAAACCAUCUGCCCAUUAGUGUUGGUGAGGACAAUGAGAUGCCAAUGAGAAAGAGAAGGAGGUUGGAUAGUUUUGAGAAGCCGCCCGCUCUUCGUUUCUGUGAACGGAGCGGCAGCUCAGACCAAGAGACCGCUGCGAAAUAUGAGAGAAGUGCUGAGGAUCAGAAUUCUCUACAGUACAGCGCCUGUGCUCUAGUGAAUCAUGGUCCUUCAGGAACCUGCUUCCAGCGGUCUUGAAGUCCUUCCUCCUGCAGAUCAGCAGGUUCAAACCCCUCCAGCUUCCAGUCCACCUCAGUCCAGUCAGUCCAGCACCAAAUCACAACAACAGA